AUGGCGAGACUAACCUUCGCCGCCGGCGCUGGCGCCGUGGUGGUGGUGGCCACCGCGUGGCUCCUCGCCGCUGCUGGUGUAGCGGCCGGGGACCCGCCGCUCUCACCCAAAGGUCUCAACUAUGAAGUGGCGGCGCUGAUGGCGGUGAAGAGCCGGAUGCGGGACGAGAAGGGGGUGAUGGCCGGGUGGGACAUCAACUCCGUCGACCCCUGCACCUGGUCAAUGGUCGCCUGCUCCCCCGACGGAUUCGUCGUCUCGCUGCAGAUGGCUAACAACGGAUUGUCGGGGGCUCUGUCGCCGAGCAUCGGGAACCUCAGUUACCUGCAGACAAUGUUACUACAGAAUAACAGAAUAUCUGGUGAAAUUCCUCCAGAGAUAGGGAAGCUGGCCAAUCUGAAAGCUCUUGAUCUUUCAGGUAACCAGUUUAUUGGUGAAAUCCCGAAUUCACUGGGGCAGCUUACUCAACUAAAUUAUUUUGACAUAUCAUUCAACAAUUUAAGUGGUACAGUUCCAAAAAUCUAUGCACAUGACUACAGUCUCGUGGGAAACAAGUUCCUUUGCAAUUCCUCAAUUCUACAUGGCUGCACACAUCUUAAUGGAGGAACUAACGAUACAGUGUCUAGACCAUCGAAUAAAACGAAGAACCAUCAUCAAUUAGCAUUGGCGAUUUCCUUAAGUGUCACAUGUGCCACAAUCUUUGUUCUGUUCUUUGUAUGCUGGCUAAACUACUGCAGAUGGCAUUUGCCUUUUGCUUCUUCUGAUCAAGAUCUUGAAAUGGAACUGGGUCAUCUGAAGCAUUUUUCAUUUCACGGCCUGCAAAGUGCAACAGACAAUUUUAACUCAAAGAAUAUAUUAGGCCAAGGCGGUUUUGGUGUUGUUUAUAAAGGCUGUCUCAGAAAUGGAACUUUAGUGGCAGUCAAGAGGUUAAAAGAUCCCGAUGUUACUGGUGAAGUCCAAUUCCAGACAGAACUUGAGUUGAUUGGCCUAGCUGUGCACAGGAACCUUUUGCGCUUGUAUGGAUUUUGCAUGACCUCGAAAGAAAGGUUGCUCGUAUAUCCAUAUAUGCCAAAUGGCAGUGUUGCUGACCGCUUGAGAGAGUAUCAUCAUGGAAAACCUUGUCUUGAUUGGAGUAAACGUAUGCAGAUUGCUAUUGGGGCUGCCAGAGGACUACUAUAUCUUCAUGAACAAUGCAAUCCUAAGAUCAUUCACAGGGAUGUCAAAGCGGCAAACAUAUUGCUUGAUGGAAGUUUUGAAGCAGUCGUUGGGGAUUUUGGAUUGGCAAAACUACUUGACCGACAAGAUUCGCAUGUUACUACUGCAGUUCGGGGAACUGUUGGUCAUAUUGCUCCAGAGUAUCUCUCAACAGGGCAGUCUUCAGAAAAGACCGACGUUUAUGGGUUUGGUAUUCUGCUGUUGGAACUGAUCACUGGACCUAAAACCUUGAGCAACGGACAUGGUCAGUCCCAGAAGGGGAUGAUUAUAGAUUGGGUUAGAGAGCUCAAUGAGGAAAAGAAACUGGAUAAACUAGUGGACAGGGAUCUCAAAGAUUUGUUCGAUGUAGCCGAGCUAGAGUGUGCAGUCGACGUGAUUCUCCAGUGCACGCUGACCAACCCUAUUCUGCGGCCCAAGAUGUCAGAAGUUCUCCAGGCCCUUGAAUCUAAUGUGACGCUGGCGGAGAAUGGUGUGGACUUGAAUAGAGAAGCGCUGCUGCCUUAUGGAGGCUCUUGCAGUUUCUCUGUGAGACAUGGGGAUCCUCACGACUCAUCGUCCUUCAUAAUAGAGCCAAUUGAGCUAUCCGGUCCUAGAUGA
Molecule: messenger RNA, 1809 nt
Organism: Triticum turgidum subsp. durum (durum wheat)
Lineage: Eukaryota; Viridiplantae; Streptophyta; Magnoliopsida; Poales; Poaceae
Source: the annotation of a GenBank genome assembly